AUGCAUCCGAUCUCCGGAAGUUCAGCAGCUUCAGACGCCAACAGAAUAUAUGGCGCCGGUUCUGGAACCGAUUCUUGGCAUAGUAUAUCACACACGUAUGACGACGUUUAUGAGGUAGUGAGCGCUUGCAGCUCGAAGAAUCAAGAUAAGCUGCUUACUAAGCCAUCUCUAGAUCUAGACAUUUUUGAUGCCUUAGGUUGGAAAGCACUCAACUUCCCGUCCUGGCCCGGACUGAACUAG
Danaus chrysippus (African queen) is the source of this 240-nucleotide messenger RNA. NCBI's taxonomy places the organism in Eukaryota, Metazoa, Arthropoda, Insecta, Lepidoptera, Nymphalidae. The record is from the annotation of a GenBank genome assembly.